ACGAAUUAUUAAAAAUGAAAAUAAAUAACACUAUAAUUAAAUUAUUAAAUCAGUCUUUACUAGGAGAACAAAACUUUCCAAUUAUAUAUAAUCGAUUAAAGUUUGGAAAUAAUAUUGGGAUAUUUUGUUUAGAUUUAUAUGGUCAUUAUGGUUGUGUAAAUGCUGUUGAAUUUUCAAGAGAUGGGGGACGAUAUUUAGCAUCUGGUGGUGAUGAUAAAAGGAUAUUCAUCUGGAAUGUGAAGAAAACUUUUGCAUUAGAUGAUGAACCAUUAAUCCUAUCUGCUGCUCAUAAUAGUAAUAUAUUUUGCUUAGCAUUUGAUUCUCAAACUAGUUCAUUGUUCAGUUCUGGUAAUGAUGAACAGGUUAUUCACCAUGAUUUGAAUAAGAACACUGCAAAAAAUGUUUUUUUAUAUGAUGAUGCCAUAUAUGGCCUCUCUGUAGAUCCAUUUAAUGAUAAUAUAUUUUGUGUAGCUUGUGAAGAUGGACAAGUAUUAAUGACUGAUGCAAGGACUAUUAAAGAUUCAGUUAGAGUGGCAAGUUAUACCUCACCCUUUCAUUCUGUCAUGCAUCAUCCAAUCGAAAACAAUUAUUUAAUAACCGCCAACACUAAGGAAGGUAUUGGUUUAUGGGACAUUAGAAAACCUGGGAGCUGUUUGUUUCGUUACCGAUCUAAAAAACCAAUAAUAUUGCCCGCACUACCAAAGCUUGAUAAGGUCAACACCUUUUCCUCUUACAACAAUCAUCUAGAUGAACAAGAUGAAGAUAAUGUAAUGAGCGCCAAGUUUAAUUCUGACGGUAGCCUUGUAAUGGCACUUUUUCGAAGGCUUGGCCCUCAACUUUACCCCUCCAACCACGAUAUAUUAAAGAGGGGUCAUGGUCAUUCUUUUAAAUCUGAUGAGGUAGAUAAAGAAAAUCCUCUUAUGCCUAUUUGUAAAUUUGACCAUCCAACUUAUUACAACAGUUGUACUAUGAAAAGUGGAUGCUUUGCCGGUGAUAAGGAUCAAUAUAUCGUAUCAGGCUCGGAUGAUUUUAAUGUAUAUAUUUGGAAGAUUCCUGACGGUGUACUUUCGUUAAACUUUGAUAUUCAUGAAGCUUCCACGUACCACUUGCCUUAUUAUAUAAUGAAAGGGCACAGAUCCAUAGUUAAUCAAACAAGGUUUGAACCUAAUCAAAAUUUAUUGGUAUCAUCAGGCGUUGAAAAAAUUAUCAAGAUUUGGAGCCCGAACGCGAUAGGGUUGAAGGAUAAAACUUUACUCAAAAUUGGACCUAACGUUAAAAAUAUAUUUGCCAGUAGUGAUAAAAAAAUGUGCAAGGAUUUUGUCAUUUGUGAUAAAGAUUUUAUGGCAACAUCAUGUCAAAAAAAUGAAUCGGAUAUUAUAAUCGAUAAUAGUCAUUCUUUGGACACCGGCAUUUAUUCUGCUCUAAAUUUAGACUUGACCAAUAAUAGGGAACCUAUAUCAUUAGAGGCCGAUAAUGAAGCUGUCAAUACAAGCAAUGAAGUACACGAUGAAAAUACGCUCGGUGAAAAUGAAGCUAUAUUGAUGUACCCUAGAUCCCUUCUGACAUCUUAUGACACGGCUGAACCUAGUGUUGAGGAAGAUACCGGGAUGCUCGCUUUCUUUGAUUCACUACUUCAACACGAGCUCGAAGGUUGGGACUCCGAUUUGGGAUCAACGUCCUCUUCCUUUUCAUCCCUCAGUUCUUGUGACGAAGAAAUAUCCAUCACUUCCGCCUCCACUUCCCCGAAAUUAAAUCAGACCUAUAAUGCUAAUAAGUAUAGUUCCGAUUCAUAUAAAGCUAAUCUUACUAACAAAAGCUUUAAAAAGGAUAAUUUACCUAAUACAAAUUGCAAUUCUCCCUCACAAAUAUCGUUUUACGAAUGCACAGAGAGAGAAGAGCAUCCGCCGUCUCCUGUUAUACAACCCUCUACAUCUUCAAUCAAGAAGCCAUCCGCUUUUAAAAGGUUUUUAAAACCCCGAGGUGAAAGGGGCAACAUUUUUAAAAAGUGCAGAAAGAAUUACGAUUUUAUCAGUAGUAUUUCCCCUUCUAGUUCCUUCUCUUCUUCUUCCUUUGAUGCGAGCUCUCCAUUUGUUUCUAAUACUGUCUAUAAAAAUGACACAGAUCUGCUUGCACCAGCACUCGAAAAAAACGUUUGUUCAAAUUCGACCUUUAUCGGGCCACUUUUCAAGAUGGAAGGACAUUCCCACUAUGAUAAGCACUCUAUUGUAGAGGUUCUCUCAAUACCCGAGAAUCUCGAAAUCGAUAAAAAUAAAACAAAUCAAGGCAAGAAUCAUAGAAUCGCCAUCGGAGCCAACAAUAACAAUCGGCUUAAACGUGAAAACCCCGAUUACCGUUUGGAUGCGAUCAACGAUGGUUUUGAUUUUUACCUGACUUUUUACUCACAUUUUGAGGCAGGUUGUCGACUUUUUAAUAACGAAAAUGAUACUAAUCAACAAUACAGAAUAAGUAUUUACAAUAAUUCGGUUAACCACUUAGAAAUGCCUAAACCAAAAAAAGAGUUAUUUGAUUCAUGCACUAUCAAAAGGCCUUUGUUGGAAAUAGUUCACAAUAACGUUAAGCAGAUUAAAACAUCGGAGGAUCACAUCAACAAAAAUAAUUGUGAUAACUUUAGCAAUAAUAUAACCGUUGAUAAAACUUUUAUACUCGAAAAUAAUUCUAAAAUUGAUUGUAAUAUAAAUAAUAACCACGCUUAUAUCCCUUGGGAUUCCGAAAUCCCUCCACUUUGUCAAUCGAAAUUAUCUAAGUUGAUAUUGGAAAAGAAGGCGAAAGAAAAAAUCAAUAAAAAUCGUCCUUAUCUAACUGUUCACAGCAAACGCCGUAGAUAUGGAAAUAAUCAACAAACAAAUAAAGAAUUACCAACAAACAAUUCACAUAAAUUACUCAAUGAUAAAAAUAAAAUGGUGUCUAGUUACAAUGAAUCGGAACAUUCGGAGAGUGAGGAAUUUAAUUUCAAAAAUUAUAUAACUCGUUCGGGCGAAAAUAUAGGCCAGAUUAUAAUAGGAAAAAAUGAUAGCAUUGAUAAUUUCUCGAAGUAUAACCAAUCCCAUGAUAGUGAUGAAAAUUAUGGAAUAACUAGUCAACAACACUCACUUAAAAAUGGGAAAGAGCGCUUGUUACGGAAAAUCAAAAUGUUGAAAGCACUCGAAGAUAAGGAAUCUAAUAAUAUCAUAUUUGAACCAGAUAGUAAAUCUUAUCCAAAUAUUUCGAACACUUAACAUUUAUAUUUAAUAAUGUUAUAACUUAAACUCGUACCUUAAUUUAAAGAUAAUUUAUAAUAUAUUCAAAUAACAUUUAAUGUGUUUUAUUUAUAAAACUAUAAUUUUUUUAUUCAAAAUAUU
Gordionus sp. m RMFG-2023 is the source of this 3359-nucleotide messenger RNA. RefSeq lists its product as uncharacterized. The record is from RefSeq and is a predicted model, not a curated record. The transcript is spliced from 12 exons. Gene Ontology annotation, molecular function: protein binding. The coding region runs from base 15 to 3236 and encodes 1073 amino acids. NCBI's taxonomy places the organism in Eukaryota, Metazoa, Nematomorpha, Gordioida, Chordodea, Parachordodidae. Gene Ontology annotation, cellular component: Cul4-RING E3 ubiquitin ligase complex; cytoplasm.